AGUCCUAGACCUAAUGGGUAGGGCAAGAAUAAUGUCAGGACCCAGAGGCCCAGGCCCAACGGUGCUCCUUCAGCAACGCGCCGCAGUGGCGGAAGAAGUCUAGGGCCGCUGGAGCUGCUAGGAAGAGCAGAGAGUUGCUGGAGGCCUGGGUCCCUGUUUGCUGUGCGAUUUGGGUCACCCCUCCUCUCACUAGAAGAGUUGAGCUGGACACUGACAGCCUGCUGCGGUGUGCGCGCAGGACCGGCGGUGGUGGCUUGCAGGAGGCGGUCUUCGGCGCGGUUCCUACACGGUGCGACCCCCGGGAGCGCCGGGCGCGCGCGACGAUGAGGGCUCGGCCGCAGGUCUGCGAGGCUCUGCUCUUCGCCCUGGCGCUCCACACUGGUGUGUGCUAUGGCAUCAAGUGGCUGGCACUGUCCAAGACACCAGCAGCCCUGGCACUCAACCAGACUCAACACUGCAAACAGCUGGAGGGCCUGGUGUCUGCGCAGGUGCAGCUCUGCCGCAGCAACCUGGAACUCAUGCGUACCAUCGUGCAUGCAGCACGUGAGGCCAUGAAGGCCUGCCGCAGGGCCUUCGCCGACAUGCGCUGGAAUUGCUCCUCCAUCGAGCUCGCCCCCAAUUACCUGCUUGACCUGGAGAGAGGUACCCGGGAGUCAGCCUUCGUGUAUGCCCUGUCGGCCGCCACCAUCAGCCACACCAUCGCCCGGGCCUGCACCUCUGGCGACCUGCCCGGCUGCUCCUGCGGCCCUGUCCCAGGUGAGCCACCCGGGCCCGGGAACCGCUGGGGAGGAUGUGCGGACAACCUCAGCUACGGGCUCCUCAUGGGGGCCAAGUUUUCCGAUGCUCCUAUGAAGGUGAAAAAAACAGGAUCCCAGGCCAAUAAACUGAUGCGGCUACACAACAGUGAAGUGGGGAGACAGGCUCUACGUGCCUCCCUCGAAACGAAGUGUAAGUGCCAUGGGGUGUCUGGCUCCUGCUCCAUCCGCACCUGUUGGAAGGGGCUGCAAGAGCUCCGGGAUGUGGCUGCUGACCUCAAGACCCGCUACCUUUCGGCCACAAAAGUGGUGCACCGGCCUAUGGGCACCCGCAAGCACUUGGUGCCCAAGGACCUGGAUAUCCGGCCUGUAAAGGACUCAGAACUAGUAUAUCUGCAGAGCUCCCCUGACUUCUGUAUGAAGAACGAGAAGGUGGGAUCCCAUGGGACCCAAGACAGGCAGUGCAACAAGACCUCCAACGGCAGUGACAGCUGCGACCUCAUGUGCUGUGGGCGCGGCUACAACCCCUACACAGACCGCGUGGUGGAGCGAUGCCACUGCAAGUACCAUUGGUGCUGCUACGUCACCUGCCGCAGGUGUGAACGCACAGUGGAGCGCUAUGUCUGCAAGUGAGGCCAUGUGCUCCACCCCUGUGGAGGGGUGCUGCUCCCCUGAUAACCCGCCCACGGGCCUGAGACCUUGGUGGACUUCCCUGCAGAUCCCAGAUGCCAGGCGUGGGAGGCGGCUUGUGCUGUGAUUCCACUUGGAAGCCACCGGGAACAGGAGGCCUGGUCGCCCUGGGAGGGCCGGGGCAUCAAAGGAAACUGAUAGGAUUAAAAAUAACCUGGCAGCCUGGGGCCUGAGUGCCCACAUGUUGCCUUCCAGGCUGCUCCAAGAAGCCAGGGCAGGGAUGGGUAAGACUGUGUGUAUUUGACCUUUCAAGGCCAGAAAGACCAGCCUUCCAGAAUGUUCUUUGGGACCCUGUGCCCACCACAUGGAACCACUAACUUGGGUUGUAAAUUUUUAUUUUCCUUCCCCCCUCCUUUGGGAUGUGGGAGCUACAGAAAUAUUUAUAAAAUAUAGCUUUUUCUUUGGGGUGGCUCACUUCAACUCCUCUUUAUAUAUUAUAUAUAAAAUAUAAAUAUAAUGAUUAUAUUUUAAACAACUGUGUGAAAUAAAUGCUGAGCAAGCCCCAGCCUACCCCCCAAAUCUCUAGCCUUCAUAUGAACCCAGCAGAUGCUGGUCUGGCAGGAGGACUCUUCAGUUUCUAGACAAGGCGGCCUCCCAUUGAUGUCCCAACCCCACCCAGUCCUCUGACCUGGUCCUGGCCUGUUUCCCUGUAUGUGAUCUGUUGGUCAAGAGUGAGGACAGACGUCUUGAAACAUAAACCCAGUUGGCAGUAUAUUUAUUCCUCAGGGACAUUCUUACUGCCACAGCACAGCCGUUGGGUAUGCUUUCAGACCCAUUAAGCUGGCUGCAAGAAAAGGUCCCAAGAAGCUGGGACCUUAGGGAGACAACCCUGGUGGGUUUUCAGUGGAGCCCUGGGUGGUGGGACUGACCCAUGCUGUGACCCUAUCUGUGAAUCUGGGCUGAUGGUGACUAAGGUUGGAAGUUGGGAAAGACCCAGGCUCAGAGCUCAAGCCUGGACCAGGCUUAUGGCAGAUGAUGUGCUAAGAUGCAGGGACCAGCAGGCCCUCUUCUUUUUCUCAUUUUGGGUGUGGCUCCAGAAAGAACUGUCUGGGUUUGGUUCGAGUGUGGGGAAGGAUGGAAGGCCAGCAGUAAGACGCAGUUGGGGAGAGGGUUGGGAUCAGAUUUGGUCAUGGGUGUAGAUGGAGGUGCAGGUUGGACUCCCAUGUGGAAAUGAGCAGACACUGGGGUCUGGGGUUCUGGGGGAGGCCAGGCUGCAGAGACACCUUUGUCAUUACAGCUAAGUGGGUGUUCUAGCAAAGUCAAGAGGAUCUGGGCCUAUGAUGUCUGUCUAUAGGCUGGAGGUGGAGAUUAAAAGGGGUGAAGGAGGGAGGGACAGCCAGGGAGGAGACAAAAGCUGGAAGGACAUGACCAUCACCCUCUGAGCUUUAACUUCCCGUCAUUUAAAAAAAUAUUAACAAUGGAAAUAAAAAUACACCUAAGCUGAAGCUUCUAGAAGAA
Mesocricetus auratus (golden hamster) is the source of this 2903-nucleotide messenger RNA. It is a transcript of the gene Wnt11, whose product is annotated as Wnt family member 11. The transcript has 6 exons. NCBI's taxonomy places the organism in Eukaryota, Metazoa, Chordata, Mammalia, Rodentia, Cricetidae. Gene Ontology annotation, cellular component: extracellular region. The record is from RefSeq and is a predicted model, not a curated record. Gene Ontology annotation, molecular function: cytokine activity; frizzled binding. Gene Ontology annotation, biological process: cell fate commitment; multicellular organism development; canonical Wnt signaling pathway. Bases 324 to 1388 code for a protein of 354 amino acids.